This is a messenger RNA of Canis lupus familiaris (dog), 1545 nucleotides long. RefSeq names its product DEP domain containing 4 (gene DEPDC4). The record is from RefSeq and is a predicted model, not a curated record. Gene Ontology annotation, biological process: intracellular signal transduction. NCBI's taxonomy places the organism in Eukaryota, Metazoa, Chordata, Mammalia, Carnivora, Canidae.
AUGCUGCUGCUGCCGCGCAGAAGGCUACACUUAGAACAACAGAGAGCUAAAGUAGGAGGCGGCAAGCACGAGAAGUAUUUCCUUAACCUAGCCUGCCUGUUUAAGGAAGGUUACGGGGGCCGAUGGCCUUACCUUGUCAGCACCAAUCCCAGGCUCCUCGCCUUUCCACCCCACUGCAGCCUGCCCUCGGCCGACUCGCCCAUCACUCCCUCGCCGCCUCCUCGGAUUCCUCCCCGUCCACGAUGCUCUGGUCCUUUUCAAUCUACUCAGCUAUAGGAUGGUAUUAUUCACUCUCUUCAGACUCAAGUGGAAAUUAAAAGGAAGCAUAAUUUAUAAACAUACAAAGACUGUUUUACUGGUUCUAAUGCCAUUGAUGUAGUAUUAAGUCAUCUAAUGCAAAAUAAGUGCCUAAGAAGUAAUGACACUCUCAACGGAGUUUGUCUUUGUCAAGUUCUAAUGAAUCACAAAGUAUUUUUCAAUCACAAAGCUAUUGAAAAAUUAAAAAAAAAUUAAAAGGAAUUAGAAUUUGAAGAUUCAAACAGUAGUCUCUACAGGUUCCUAAGCCAUAAAUUAUCUUAUCUUUUUUAUUUUUAUUUUUCAGAAGAAGUAAAGGAAUCUGGGAAUGGACUAGGAGAUGAAAUUAUUUCAAAUCCUCCAGCACAAGGGAUUGGUGAGGAAAGAUUAGAGGAACUUAUUCAUACAAUGAGUAGGAAUGUGGCUUUACCUCCAAAUAUCCAUGUUCUCUCACUUUCAAAAGAAGCUGUUUGGAAACCACAGAUAUUGCUAUGUAUUUUUCAACUGACUCACCUUCCAUUCUUGGAAAAUAUUUUGGAGGCUUCAAUUAAAAUACAAAUUCUUCAGUUAAGUAAGGAGGAAGAUCUUAUUCUCUCAAACACUUCUCUAGACAGAGAGGUUGUUCUAAGCUUAUGUCUACCUGAGGUUGACAAUCAGCUUAUUAAUGCAACAAUUAAAUGUUUGGAAUUUCCCUGACCAGUUAUAGCCACAGCUAAUCAGCAGUUAGUGCAAAAGCAAAAGAUAAGAUUGAGAAUACAGAAGAAGAUGCUCUUUGAUGUCAUAGUAAAAUACUAUAACCAAGAGAGAGAUCGUCUAUUAACUGAUGAGGAUUCUGAUAUUUAGUCAGGAAUUACAGAACUUUUAGAAAAUGAAUAAAGAACAGAAGCCCUUGAAGCAACCUAACUGUAUCUAAGACUGUUACCACACAUUACAGAGGCAUUAUGAGGGCUACUUGCUUUCAUGACUAUUAUAUGGAAACCUAACACCCACAAGUCUCAAAAACUGUGUCAUCACAAAAUAGUGGUCCUGAAAACGCCUGUCAAAGUAGUUUUGCGAACAAGAUCAUUAUUAGAAAUCUGGGCAGAACAAGCAGUCCAGUUUCUACUGGAGCAACCCGCGGAGCUCCUCGAGGUGGCUCUGAUUCUGGUUACUUUAUUGGAUCUGGGUAAGAAACUCAAGAACCUUCUACAUGGGGAAGAUCCAGCUGUCCUAUCAGGUAUGGAUUCAGAUUUGUUCCUUCUUUAUCAUUAA